UCGGACCCAUGGCUCAAUGGAAACACUCGAGUUGCCUGCGAACAUUGGAAUUUUAGAGCGCGGUCCAGCUGGUGCUACCAUCCACGCGCACAGUGCCGGGUCAGCGAUCAGCCGGAGUGUUUUUUCCGAUAUCCCGGCUCUGCAGACGCUCUUCAGUGUCGAUGGGCGUAUCCUCGCUUGUGUGCACAAUUCUGGCGUUUCCGUCUAUGACGCGAAGAGCUUCGUGCCCGUGCUGCAGAUUCACACGCCUGGAACUGUCGCUGUGUCGUUUUCGACCACAGGUCGAUUUCUUUGCGUGCUGCAGAAGGCAAGCAACUUAGGAGCCGGUAAAGAAAAGAACCUCACUGUAUGGGAAGUGAGUAGCGGGGCGAUCGCUUAUGACUGUUUUCAGAAGGCUUUCAGCAAGGCAGACUGGCCAACCAUUCAGUUCAGUGCAGACGAUGGAAUUGCUUGUCGUGCAGUCUCUAACGAAGUGCAUUUCUUUUUCCCUCCUCACUUCACCACCCAUCAUGUCCGCCUUCGUGUUGAACAAGUUGCCAAGUGUAAACUUUCACCCUGUCACCACCCAGUGAUCGCUAGCUUUGCCCCGACGAACCAAAAACAGCCUGGUAAAGUCUCCCUAUACGAUGUUCCAUCUGCGGGAACUCAGGAAUUGGUCAAGCAGGAACCUAAAGUGCAGAAGUCCAUCUUUCGGGUGCAGGAUAUCGACUUUAGAUGGGCUUCGGAUGGUUCUGCUGUCCUUAUAAUUGCAUCAUCAGACGUAGACAUGACCAACCAAAGCUACUUUGGCGAAACGAAUCUACACUAUGCACGCGUGGACGGGCGCGUGAACUGUAAGGUAUCUCUGGACAAAGAAGGGGCAGUUCACGAAGCUUCAUGGUCACCAAAUAGCGAUGAAUUUGUUGUUGUUUAUGGUGUUAUGCCUGCAAAAGCAACAAUAUUCUCGGCGUUAACAUGUGAACCGAUAUAUCAGCUGGGUUCAGGACCCCAUAAUACUGUGCGCUGGAAUCCCUUCGGUCACAUGAUUUGCCUUGCAGGUUUCGGCAACUUACCUGGGGACUUGAGGUUCUAUGAUAAAAAAGCGGAUGGCAAGUAUAAGCUUACAGGUUUUGCGAGAGCGGCAUGUUCGGUGAGAAGUUGCUACUGCAAGUUUAUUUACUUCUGCGUGUUGAACGUUGACAACGGUUUCAAAAUCUGGCGUUAUAAUGGUGAACUCCUCUAUCACGCUGAACGUAAUAAAUUGUAUGAAGCUACUUGGCAGCCAGUAGCAGCUGGGACAUAUAAAAGUCGACCAAUUUCACCAGGGACUGUGCGGAAGGAAGAUGGAAGUGGAUUAAAGGGCACAGGUGAUACAUCUGGUCCAAGAAAACCGCCACCUUACGUGCCACCACACGGGUCCAGCGGUACGGGUUCCUUCAGCCUAGCACACGCUCCACCUGAGGAGAGUAAACCGGGAAAAUAUCGUACGUCGCGUUCAACAGAACCAUUUCCUUUCACCGCGACUUCUGGUCCGCCUGGCGCUACUUUUGCGGACUCUAAAGCGAGCAAAAAUGCAGCAAAAAAUGCAAAAAAAAGGGCAGCGGCCAAGGCAAAGAAAGGAAUGGGAGCUACAUGAACAUUUUGAUUGCGUAUUUUUUCAAAUGGAGUGGAAAAUUGUUUCUUAUUCAUCCUGAAGGGGUUCAGCGAGUGUGGGACAUCAACGACAAGCAUAACUAUUUCGCCAUUCCAUUCUCGUGUGUUCCGUUCAGCCUAUCAAGUUAGACACAUAACUCCCAAAUUUCGAGAUAGGUUUCUGUUUUGUGAUCUCAGUCUGCACCAUUUUGAGUCAGAGAAGAAUUCCAUUCGAACGAAUUUCGAUCAAGAAUUUGAAGCCACGCUUAAGAGAGGUCUCUUCGGAAAAAUUCGAGUAAAUAGUUUGUAACAGCCAGAAUAAG
This is a messenger RNA of Micromonas pusilla CCMP1545, 1934 nucleotides long. It is a transcript of the gene EIF2A, whose product is annotated as eukaryotic translation initiation factor. Bases 17 to 1615 code for a protein of 532 amino acids. Gene Ontology annotation, biological process: translational initiation. The record is from RefSeq and is a predicted model, not a curated record. The transcript has 3 exons. Gene Ontology annotation, cellular component: cytosolic small ribosomal subunit. NCBI's taxonomy places the organism in Eukaryota, Viridiplantae, Chlorophyta, Mamiellophyceae, Mamiellales, Mamiellaceae. Gene Ontology annotation, molecular function: mRNA binding; protein binding; translation initiation factor activity.